Molecule: messenger RNA, 1149 nt
Organism: Wallemia mellicola CBS 633.66
Lineage: Eukaryota; Fungi; Basidiomycota; Wallemiomycetes; Wallemiales; Wallemiaceae
Product: ARM repeat-containing protein
Exons: 13
Coding region: 1-1149 (382 amino acids)
Biological process (GO): post-transcriptional regulation of gene expression
Cellular component (GO): cytoplasm
Molecular function (GO): mRNA 3'-UTR binding
Source: RefSeq, a predicted model, not a curated record
AUGUUCUACGACGAUGAUAUCAGCAGCAUUUGGAAGAAUGACAACAAACUAAAAUCUUUUACAGUCCCAAAACAAUCACCACAAUCUGACAUAGCUUUUGUAUCUCUCCAGAACAGCAACCACGCUGUUUUACAUAACUCGAAUAUGCUCACACUCAAAAACUCACAUAACAACAAUAUUAACUUCAGAGAACUAUUGAAACCUCAGAGCAAAGUUAAUUACUCCGAACUAGUAUCACGCAUAAUAGUCAAAACUGAUCAACAAGCUUCAAUAUUUCUUCAACAAAAGCUCAAAUCGCUUAAUAAAUCUGAUAUCAAUCUGCUCGUUGAUGCUGUGAUUCAACGUGCUUUCCCGUUAAUUACUAAUCGCUUUGGGAACUUUCUCGUACAGCGUGUCAUUGAUCUUGAUGAUGUCAGCUACAAAUUACGUAUCGUGAACUCAAUCACUUGCCAGGUUGAAUCUAUAGCAAUGAACUCUUAUGGUACCCAUGUUCUCCAGAAGUUACUGUCUACUUCUCCUGAGCAUGUCAAGAUUCUUCUCGUUAAUGAGCUUCUCAACGGUAAUAUUGCUCAAGGCAUAGUACACAAAAACGCUUCCCAUGUCUGGUCAAAAGUCUUGGAGACUCAAUGGUUUAUUUACAGUCCAUCAAUAAUGAUAGCCGUAAACGCAGCGAUGAAAUAUCGCUGGGUUGAAUGCGCUAAUACAGACACAGGAUCACUUAUUAUCCAAUCCAUCCUGUCUAAGGAGUUCAGUGAAGUUUGUUUCAAUGAGAUCACCACAUGUGCCUUGAAUAAAUGGGGCUCAACGGUCGUACAAUAUAUAGUUGAAAAAGCUUCGAAUAUGUCUCUUGCUAGAGUAACUUGUCUGCUUAUUUACUCUUAUAAGCAGCUUUCAGUUAAUUUCUAUGGCGCACGCUGCCUCAUGGCUUGCCUAACAAUUGGAGACAAAAAAGAUUACGCUAUCAAUCUUUUAUCUGAUUUGUUAUUCAAUGAUCCCGAUCGAAUUGACACUCUUGCUAACCUUAUGGCUUCAUCAAUUGGGGUUCAAUUCCUAGUAAACAUCCUCUCAUUAAUGUCAAAUGAAAAGUAUCACCAAUUACUCACUCUUAUUCACGCUGUUAAAAAGCAAAACGCCGGCGUUAUUGCUUAA